Molecule: messenger RNA, 1377 nt
Organism: Symbiodinium natans
Lineage: Eukaryota; Dinophyceae; Suessiales; Symbiodiniaceae
Source: the annotation of a GenBank genome assembly
AUGGGCGUGGUACCCUCUUCCGCGUUGGGCAUCGUUAUUAACAACCCUGGUAAGGUGGCCGACUUCUACAAGAUGGAGUCGAAGCCUUUGGGUGAAGGAAGCUUCGGGGCAGUCUUCUACGGGACGCUGCGUGUCACAAAGGCAUCCAGAGCGAUCAAGAGGAUUGCGAAGGAGAAGAUGAGGGAGAAGCUGGUCACGUUGAAGACGGAGGUGCAGCUGCUCAAACUCGUGGACCAUCCGCACAUUGUGAUGCUGCAUGAGAUUUUCGAAGACAAUGAGGAUGUUCAUCUCGUCAUGUCGCUAUGCCGUGGGGGACACCUGCAGGCUUAUGUCAUGCGCUAUGGGCGGUUGAAGGAGCAGCCGGCGGUUGCAGCCAUGAGGCAACUCUUCCGCGCGGUAGCCUACCUGCACCGGCAUUUCAUCUGCCAUCGGGACCUCAAAAGCGAGAACCUCAUGCUCUUGCACGAUGAGCCCUUCACAGGCAGCAGCCGAAACACCCUGAAAGUCACCGACUUCGGCUUGGCCGCGCUCUUUCAGCCGGGAGUUCCAUUGACCUCAACUGCGGGCACACCCAGCCACAUGGCACCAGAGGUUUAUGCCAAAAGGUACAACUUGGCUUGUGACCUCUGGAGCUGCGGCGUCAUCCUGUUCUUCGUGGUCUCACGGCUGAUGCCAUUCGAUGUGAACGACAAAGGUUCGAAGCGUUUCAAGUUCAACUUGAACGUCCACCCGUGGGACCUCAUCCACCAGGAUUGCAUCAACUUGGUCACACUCCUCUUGGAGAGAUCCGUUCACAAGCGUGCCACAGCUGCGGCCGCCCUGCAUCAUCAGUGGAUUGUCAACAACAGUCCGAGGGUGGAGGAGGUGGCGAUGCCGUCCAACGUGCUCGCACGGCUGAAGCGCUAUCGCAAGCACAAUCGUUUCAAGCAAGCAUGUUUCAGCGUGGCGGCCUCUUUCUUGAAAGAAUGCGAGCGGUCAACGUCGGACUCGCUUUUUCAUUUUCUGGACACCACUGGUGCGGGCCGUAUCACAAUCGAGGAAAUGGCCCGGCUGGUGGGUGACGAUGAUGCCCGUGACAUUUUUGGCCCGCCCGAUCCUGUAGAUAAUACCUACAAACCCUUUGCGUACACAGAAUUUCUGGCGGCGACCUUCGACCGAAAGCAAGCCCUGACAACGGCGGUAUGCAAAACUGCAUUUGCAGCCUUUGACAGGAAUGGUGAUGGCUCAAUCAGCAUGGCUGAACUCACUUCCGGACAUUUGCUGGGUCAACUUAGCGUGGAGGAGCUGAGCCUCACCCUCAAGCAGCUGGACAAGAACGGUGACCAAGCCAUUGACUUUCAAGAGUUCAUGGCCAUCGUGAAAGAUGAAGGGGACUAG